AAGGUACCCCUCUACUAGAGGAAGCAUUCCCCUUGCCCCUCGCCCCUCGCCCCUCUUCCCUCUCCCCCUUUCCCCCUCUCCCCCUCCUCUGCUGACUGUUUGCCAAGGUAUUAACAGUGUCAUUUGUGGUGAUGAUUCGCCACCAGCUCCAGAAUGGCGGUCUCUGUUCAAGGGGAGGUGCAGUGUACGUUGCUUCAGCUGCUGCACCCCUGGCCGAUGGGGUCGUUGCUCCUGAUUGCUCAGCCAAUUGUGUCACCUUCAAGGAACUUGUGUUUGUCAACAACAGUGCUUGUGAUGGUGGCGCAGUGUUUCUAGGCGACGGACCUGAAGUUUCAGAUGCAGGUUGUGGGGGAGCCAAAGGUGAUUUCAUCGGCGUUCAAUUUACCAGCAAUUAUGCCAAGAUACGUAAGGGAUGCACUGCGUGGCGUGGUGGUUUCAUGACGAAGACAAACGACCUCAUUCCUGAUGAGGACGAGGGGCUGGAGGAGGAUGUGGUCAACAAGAUUGUGCAGCUUCUUCUGACUGAGAUCGCGCUCAAGCGUGAUGGUCGGAUGGCAGGGAUUGUGGAAUGGGAGGCUAAUCUCAACCCGCCUUUGCAGGGCAGAGCGAUGAAGGGGAGAGGAGGAACUGCUGACGUAGCAAUCCUAUCAAGAGCGACGCCAUCAGCACAAGCACGUGAUCAUGCCAUCCCAAUCUCGCUAGGAAGUAGCAGAGACGACGGCGCCGGUGAUUGCGCACAAAUACGUAAGGGAUGCACUGCGUGGCGUGGUGGUUUCAUGACGAAGACAAACGACCUCAUUCCUGAUGAGGACGAGGGGCUGGAGGAGGAUGUGGUCAACAAGAUUGUGCAGCUUCUUCUGACUGAGAUCGCGCUCAAGCGUGAUGGUCGGAUGGCAGGGAUUGUGGAAUGGGAGGCUAAUCUCAACCCGCCUUUGCAGGCUCAAAGGGCAAUGAGUGAGAAGGAGAAACGGGAUUUUGAGAAAGGACGAGGGGGGGCGUCAAUGAGCCAUUCAGGGCAGAUGCCAUCGCAGUCAGGUACGAACUCAAUGACGGAAUCUGCAAAGUCACGAACCUUGGGGCAAAAGGCAAUGGAAUUCCUGCUGGAGAAAUCUCAGAUCAAGGCGGAGAUCAAAGUGACAAAGGAAGUAAUCAAGGGGGAGGGAGGAAAGGACGAGGAAGUGGAUGUUUGGGAAUACCCAGAGGAGGACAUCCAGUCCUUGAAUGAUCUGUACGAGAAGCAUGCGGUGCUGUUCAACUUUUCAGGACGAAGCAGGGAGCUAUCUCUGAACGAAAAGAGAAGAUGGGUGAUGGAUAGGCUAACAACCAUGGAAGACGUCCGAGGGAAGGAACCAGAGGUGGUGGAGACCAUCCCCUAUGGGUUGCUGGGGGGACAACUAGGCGCGGAAUGGGUGGCGAGGUGCACAGCGGUCGCUGUGAAGACGGAGGCUUUCGCUUGGAAGCCAGAAUUCUUCGAGAAGAGGAGAAAUGGAGGAGCUGUUGCAGUGGUUCAGCUCAGCUCCAAGGUGAAGGCCCAUUUCCAAGGCUCCCAGUUCAAAUGGAACACUGCUAGGGCAUCUGGAGGUGCUAUCUGGUUGGGAGAUGUUGAUGGAGCCUUAAGCAAGAAAACAGCUCAAGGCAUCAUUCAUUCAUCCAGUUUUGAUGGGAACAUUGCAUACAAGAGUGGCAGUGCGGUGGCGAUAACGACAAAGUCCUCAAAGGUGAAGAUCUCCAAGGCGACGUUCGCGAACAGCGCUUCCGCAGUUCCCUUGGCUGGGCAGGUUGCGAGUGUGGACGAGGGAGUGCCUCCUGGGAUGGCAGCAGAAUAUGUCCUCUGCAAUGGUGAAUGUACCUUCUGUCCUGACCUUCCUCCUACGGUUAGUACUCCUGUCUAAGCCAUCCCUAGCGACUCUUCCUCUUCCUUUUUUCUUAAGUUAAGGGUAUGUUAAAUAAGACCAUC
Messenger RNA from Chara braunii, 1957 nucleotides. The record is from the annotation of a GenBank genome assembly. NCBI's taxonomy places the organism in Eukaryota, Viridiplantae, Streptophyta, Charophyceae, Charales, Characeae.